CACGUGCUGGGGCGCACGUGUGUGUGCGCGAGUGAAUGCAAAGCUGGGCUGUCAGGGGCGGGGCCUGCAUGAGACCGCCGGAGACGGACUCAGAGAGAUUCAUCAUACACACCGACCACCGACACCCAGAGACAUUGCCUGCUACCAGGAGACACACCCUGCAACACUCCGAGUAACAGACCUCCACACAAGUUUACUGACUCACCCAUGGAAGACACGGAGUCCUCGGAUUUUCUGUCCUCAUCAGACUCCCUCUUCUCUUCAGCCAGCACCACCACCUCGACCCACCAGGAGAAUAAAAUCUACGUUGGUUUUGACGUCUUCCUCUCUGAAGGUUUGACUGAGCCCACCAAAGGCCACAAGGACUUUGAAGAUGUACACGUGAUCCCAAACUCUCAACUGACCAGUGCCAGCCACCCAGUCCUUAUCCACCUAGAGAAUGAGUACCAAGCCAGGAGGUCCUUUUGGCAUCAACACACGGGACAGAAUUGCAGGUAUUCAGGAGAGGUUGAAGGAUGGACGUCCUAUCCAAGUAGGAGUAAACUUGCAAGUAGAGUAUCACCAAUUGUGGGCCGAAGGCAAGACAAGCAGCUAAAGGACUUGGUGUUCCCAGACGGGUCAAAUUGUGAGGCCCAUCAAGGACUGAAAAGGCAGCGACUACAGGAUGCCAUAUCGCUUGCCAACCGGUGGAAGGAGAGAAAAGAGAAGAACCUUCCGAUAUCGGAUGGGGAUCGCAUCUUUGCUGAAAAGUGUCAGGAACUCCAGGGCUUUAUCAGACCUCUGACUGAACUUCUGAAUGGAUUAAAAAGGGGCAGAUAUGACAGAGGCCUGAGCAGUUUCCAGCAGAGCGUGGCUAUGGAUCGGAUACAGAGAAUUGUUGGUGUUCUGCAGAAGCCUGAGAUGGGAGAGCGUUAUUUGAGCACCUUACUACAAGUGGAAAUGAUGCUAAAGAUUUGGUUCCCCGGAGUCAGCAGCUCCUCUUCCUCUUCUUCGUCCACCUCAGACUUCGACAUGGAAGAACCUCAGCACAAAAUGGCCAAGCACCCAGUUGUAUCUACAGCACAGAAAAGCUGCCCUUUAAGACCAGCGUCUUCGUCGUCUUCUUCUUCGAGCAGUCCGACUAUCAAGAAACCAGAAUGUCCCACCUUGGCCCAAGUUCAUACAGACUAUGUGUGUGGCAAAGAAGUCUUGUCAGACUGGCCGACCAUGAACUUAACCUGGAUGCACGCCGCUCCCAUCUGCAACCCUCCUCUAAGCCAGGUGGACCUCCAUCAUCUCAACACCGCUCUAGGCCAGGAUUUGCUGUUGCCGAACGGCAACAGCUGUGGCAUAAUUUUUUUGGUGCAGAACAGUCAGGGCUCGGUGUCCCCCACCAUGGAAUCUGUAGACAGUGAAGAUAAACCUCUAGACCUUUGCUGUUACGGAGAAGGAUCACAAGAACAACCGUCUCACCGGAGUCGGAGUGCUCCAGCUGUAAUUGACCUCCACGACCAAACCGAUCUUGGGCAGUUGAAGAAUCGCUCACGUUCAUUCACAACAUGCAAGUUGACCUUCGGGGGUGAAAAUACAUAAAGUGACUCGUAUCUCGUCGUCCAGUUUAAACUCUUCAUCACAAUCGCAUGGGCCGCUAGCCUUGGAAGGGGGGGAGAUCCAGUCGGGGAAACAAGAGUUGGACAAUAUUGCAUUGUAUUCCAUGUGAAGCCUUUAUUUUAAGGCUUUAUGAUUUUGUUCUGCUACACUGAGCUGAAUUCCAAAGAGAUGCAAAAAACUAAAAAAAACACACGAUGGACGCACUGCGCCCAACAAAGGCAUCUUGAAGGGGAGCGAACAGCAAUAUCUGUUGUCUUUAAGUGUACUGUUUUUUUUUCCAUAAAGGCAUUUUGGCAUGUUAUCUAUAUAUUUAUGCAAACUAUA
Molecule: messenger RNA, 1914 nt
Organism: Rana temporaria (common frog)
Lineage: Eukaryota; Metazoa; Chordata; Amphibia; Anura; Ranidae
Gene: CIART
Product: circadian associated repressor of transcription
Exons: 6
Coding region: 208-1572 (454 amino acids)
Biological process (GO): negative regulation of DNA-templated transcription; circadian regulation of gene expression
Cellular component (GO): nucleus
Molecular function (GO): RNA polymerase II cis-regulatory region sequence-specific DNA binding
Source: RefSeq, a predicted model, not a curated record